AUGCAGGGUUUCCUAUCGCGAGUGGCUCGGCUACCGUCCUCGAGCUGCCGAUGCAAAACUUGCUUGAGGACGUAUGUCAAUGGCGUCGCCACGCACCCUUCGGCGGCUAGUCGUCGAGGACUCAAGACAGCAAAUGCAGUCACUGCUCUGUAUGGAAGUAUCUUUGCCGGUGCAGCUAUCGCAGACGCGAUGGCCAAACGAAGACGCCGGCAAGAAUGGGACGAUAAAAUCGCGGCGGUUCAGGAAGAAAUCGACGAAUUGAUGGAUGAGGAACGCCGUUUGUUAGAAUCUUUGUCAGCUCGAAAAUCUCGACACCUUUCUAGUACCGCUAUUCAAUCCCGAUCGUACCACGCCGGAAAUCAUAUGGGAUCAAUCGAGAUGAGAAGUGCACAAUUACUUGCAAAUCGGGCUUUUAGCACCAAGGCACCGGUAGAGGAGAGUUCCAUGGAUGAUUAUAUGGACGGAAAUGAUUGGACUACGAACGCCCAAAAGGCACACAUCGACGAGGCAGCCUCCGUUGAGAAUACACAAAUCAACAAACCAAACCGGAAAGAUGGCAUUGACGAGGGAAACGAAAUUGACUAUGAAUCUCUUGAAGAUGGACUCUCAACUAUGAAUGAUAUAGUUCCGCGACCCGAGCCGGGCUUUUUAUGGGAACAAUCCAGCAUCAUUCGCAUCAAAGCUAUACAAAAACUAGCUGUUCAACAACUUGUCUAUAGGUUUAUGUUGCGGCCUUCAGUUGCGCACGAUUAUUCGGGCUUGCCAGUAGAGUAUCGACUAGACGAUGCAUCUGGCGCGCGUCCCACUGUGCUAUUAAGUCGGCUUCGAGGCGUACGACGGCGGUUAUAUUCCUUGAAAUAUAUCAGGGACUCAGAGUACGACGAUCUUAUGCCGAACGUGAGCCUUGAAGGAAUAGACAGGAUACGCAGCGAUCGAGAGCGGUAUGAUUUUCUUCUUCGUCAAGACGUUGAGCAGUGCACGAAAGGCAAAAUAUCCAUCCAAAUGCUGUUGGUGCGAAUUUCCGAAAAUCUAUCGGCCUGUGAAGAACCAGACCGUCCGGAGGCAUUUGCGCUCCUCAUAAAUUUUUUCACCAGAUGUCACCAGAAUGACUUGUCUGAUAUGGUGGUGAAAUGCCUGGUCCCAAAUCUGUUCAAACUCAGCACACCCUUAAUCAUCGCUAUCAUCUCACACUUUCGAAAGACCAAGAACCUUAAGGACUUUGAUUUGUUUCUUCAGAUGUUGAGAGGCGAAGGUGGAUAUCCUGUCAAUUUACGAACGAUAUGGGUGAAGAAGAAUGUGAAUGGGAUUACAGUCACAGUGCCUCCAGUAGGAAGCUUCAGCCCCCUUCUAAUCACCAGUGUCAUCACGGCGACCCUUCGUUUCGAUCAGCCCGAGAAAGCGGACGCUUAUAUGCAGGUAGCCCGGUCUCAGGGAUUCGCCGAUAAUAUGGCUACAUUAUCUGCAUAUUUGAGAUUCUAUGGCAUCCGGAAUGACUUUGCAAGUGGAUCGUCUACUCUUGUCAGGGCCCUGAAUUUCAUGGUAUCAUCUUCGGAAUUUGAAGAAGAACGUAUCUCAAGGCUUGUCCUCUGCAUGGCAGAGUUUAGUGUUCGCUGUGGCCGAGAUAAUCUGGCUGAGUCCUUGAUCGAAGCUGCAGUUCAAAGUGGGUUUGACUGCGAUUUGGCGCACACAUCAGAAAGCCCGGAAUCGGAGUCGAAUUACUUGCUUCGUACUCACAAAAAAUGGAGGAGAGCGCAAAAGAGAUCUGGGGUAGAAUUCUUGCAGCAACAAAAGCUUCCUUUGCAUGAGAAAUGUACCAAAUUUGCGGAUCUCACUGCAGCAAAGAUCAUUCAUUUACAGCAUAAAGCGACUCGAUACGACAACGAUAUAACACCUAUCACCUCCUCAGAUCUACUCGACGAGGCCCAAACUAAUCAACCAACGUCAUCAAAAUAUGUCAAACUACGAUCCGAUACCCACAUCAGCAAAACAUCUCCUACACACAAAUCGGCAACGGCCCAUCCUCUCGAACCAUCAGUCAAAAUCAAAAAUCUUCGCGCCCAAUUAGAAUAUUUGCAUCAACGGUUAGACAAUUUGAGUAUACAGGAUAGGCGGAAUGUUUCUAGAGAAGACGAUUGA
Talaromyces marneffei is the source of this 2136-nucleotide messenger RNA. RefSeq lists its product as uncharacterized. The transcript has a single exon. Bases 1 to 2136 code for a protein of 711 amino acids. The record is from RefSeq and is a predicted model, not a curated record. Lineage: Eukaryota; Fungi; Ascomycota; Eurotiomycetes; Eurotiales; Trichocomaceae.